ACGGAACAUCAACGUAGAGUAUUCCAAGAAUUAACGUUCGAGGAAUGACACUAAUCCUCGUUGACCCAUCGACUGCAAGUCUAGUUCCAGUUGACGAAGAAGACGGAAUACGUGCCAUUGAAUGCAGACAGACGAGUUUCUUCAAACAGAAUCACCUAUCAACGUAAAAAUGAUGGAAUUUCCUGGCAGGAUUUAUUUAAGGGCUGAAGAUGACAUCCACUCUGCCGAACAUCAGACCAAGCUGAAUAAGUGGAUUUUAGAAUUCCAGAGAUUGAGCCGUGAAUCGUUUGUUUUCCCAGAAAGGGGCAUUCGCAGCUUUGGCUACAUGUUCUUCGCGAUCGGUCUCAUAUUAAUGAUUAUUCAGAUUACCCUGUCUUCUAUUCAAAAUGUUUACAUUCCAAGUCUUCUCGGUUCGGGAAUUUGGAUUGGAUUGCUAAGUGUGGCGACUGGUGUUGUCGGAAUCUAUGCUGCCCAACAGAAGAGCACUAGAAACUUGUUGGAUUUCAUGGUAAUGACGACAGUUCUCAACAUAUUUUCGGCCAUGGUAGUUAUCUUAAAUACCAUUGGACUUGAAAUGUACUCAAGGUUUUGUGCGUCUGGGAGAGCAAAAGAAUGGAUUGGAGAAUGCGGAGAAGCCACUGUAAUUCUGCAAUCUAUUUUGGUAUUUCUAAACGUGUUACUGUUUUUGUCAACUGCCUGUUGUGGUGGUUUUGUCGGUAGAACGCUCGACAUGUCCUUUCAACUUCGAACACCACCGCUAGUGGUAUAUUACAGCCAGAAUCCAAUCGAGCAAAUAAUCCAAACCGAAGAACAGCAAGCUUCUAAAAGUAGUGAGACCUCAUCGGAAAAUAAAACUUGUCGUGGCGAUAUUGCUAGUGAAUAAUCGCUGUAUUUCAGUUUUCAAACAUAUUUGCUUUGUUAAGUAAUAUGUGAGUUUCAUUAUGCUGUACAGUUAUGCACACUUAAUUUCGAGCUUGCAUUUAUUUACCACAAAAACUGAUUUUUCAACAGGUAGGCCUCCUUUUCAUUUAAAAAUUGCGCCCUCUUUAUCUAAGAGUUGCCGGAUGUUUGAUAUAAGUUGUAUCUAUGUCAUCAGCAAUUACGUCAUUUCGUUGUCAUUUAUAAUAAAAAGAACUUUAAAAACU
This is a messenger RNA of Daphnia pulex (common water flea), 1145 nucleotides long. RefSeq lists its product as uncharacterized. The coding region runs from base 122 to 883 and encodes 253 amino acids. The record is from RefSeq and is a predicted model, not a curated record. Lineage: Eukaryota; Metazoa; Arthropoda; Branchiopoda; Diplostraca; Daphniidae. The transcript is spliced from 5 exons.